Messenger RNA from Drosophila biarmipes, 1785 nucleotides. Its product is annotated as luciferin 4-monooxygenase. NCBI's taxonomy places the organism in Eukaryota, Metazoa, Arthropoda, Insecta, Diptera, Drosophilidae. Gene Ontology annotation, molecular function: long-chain fatty acid-CoA ligase activity. Bases 34 to 1641 code for a protein of 535 amino acids. The record is from RefSeq and is a predicted model, not a curated record. The transcript has 5 exons. Gene Ontology annotation, biological process: long-chain fatty acid metabolic process; fatty-acyl-CoA biosynthetic process.
ACAACAAGCAUUAUAUUUGGAGGAAACCACAUCAUGGCUAUGAUACCCACCACUUACAACGAAAAGGAUAAUGUCUGGAGCGGAGCCAAGCGCAACUCCAUGUACAACUAUGACACCUCCGUGGGAAAAAUCAUUUUCAACAAUAUGAAAAACUGGCCGACAAACGUGUGUCAGAUAUGUGAUGUCGAUGGAGUAACCGUCACAUUCGAGCAGGGCCUCACCUGGGCCAUUCGGAUAGCCCAGUACCUCAAGAAAAGAGGUCUAAACCACAAGGAUGUGAUUGGCAUUGCAGCCAAGAACUCAACUUAUGUGAUGCCCUUGGGAGUGGCCUGUCUUAUGAAUGGUACCCCAUUCCACUCGGUUAACCCUGUUCUAGAUGAUGGCACCUUAACCCAUGUGUUCUCCAUCACCAAGCCAACACUGAUAUUCUGUGAUGGACACGAGUACGAUAAGGUUCACAAGGCUACGGUGGGAUGGCAUCCGGAAAUCCUAACCCUCACGGAACAUGUAGAAGGAGUCCAGGGCAUUGAGACUCUGCUGGAUCCCACCACAACUGAAAAGAUGUACCAACCGGAAAUCCUGAAGGAAGGUGGUGAUCAAACCGUGGCCAUCCUGUGCUCCUCUGGAACUACUGGUCUGCCCAAGGCUGUCUGCAUUUCCAACAGCAUCCUGAUACAGGACAGCAUGUUGGUCACCAGUCAGUCGGUUAUCUACGUUGGAAGCUGUCUGGACUGGAUCACGGGUCUGUGGGCCUUUGUCUUCAGCACCGUGUUUGGGUGCACUCGCAUUAUCAGCAACAAAGCCUUUACUCCUGAGUACUUUGUGGGCCUGGUGAAAAAGUACAAGAUCAACUAUGCGGUACUUCCACCUCGCCAUCUAUCCGCCCUGAUCUCUUGCCCGGAUGCCAAGCCGGAAGCUCUGGCGCCCAUUACUCAUCUUAACUACGGAGGGGGCUCAAUUUCGUUGGCGACCCUGCAGCGAUCCCAGGAACUCUGCAAGUCAGCCAUGUUUAACUCGGGCUACGGAAUGACAGAGGUGGGUGCCAUCACCAUCAACAUUGGAAUCAGCAACGUCUCCUCGGCUGGCCGUCCUAUUCCGGGAAUUAGGAUUCGGAUUGUGGAUGAGGAUGGCAAGAACAUGGGCUACAACCAGGUGGGAGAGAUCUAUGUGCACACGGGUCAGGCGUGGAACGGGUACUACGGUAAUCCCGUGGAGACACGACGCAUGCAGGACUUCGAGGGGUGGUUCCAUACCGGCGACCUGGGGUACUUUGAUGAGCAGAACUUCCUGUACAUAGUGGAUCGCAAGAAGGAGAUCCUCAAAUACCAGGGCCUGCACUACUGGCCCACCGAGAUCGAGGGCGUCAUCUCGGAGCUGUCGCAGGUACAGGAUGUGUGCGUGGUGGGGAUCUACGAUGAGCGCGAGGGCGAUGCGGCGGGGGCACUGGUGGUCAAGAGCAAGGGAGCCACCAUUUCGGCCAAGGAGAUCGUGGACCACGUGGCCAAGCGACUGCCCGCCACCCAGAAGCAGCUGAGAGCCGGCGUCCAGUUCACCGACAAACUGCCCGCCAAUGUCAAUGGCAAGACCAUGCGAAAGACGGCACGCGACGUGUUCGUCGCCCAGAAAGGCACAGGAAAGUGAGAUACUCGGUCGAGUAUAGUUUUAAUCACAAGUGUCGGGUGAUACUUGAAUCACUUCAGAAGAACUGCCCGAGGGCCCAGGUUUUAAGGGGUCCUCGAGAGCGAGGUGACCUUUGGAACCCAAUAAAUUUUGUUGUACCGGGAA